UUCAGGGAGGGGGCGGCCAUCUCUGUCGCUGACGCUGGGUCUAGGAGCUGCAGGUCCCACCACUGCGAGGAGGAGGAGCGGGUAAAACAGGGCAACGAUGGGCGGCUCCCAGAGCACCGACAUCCCCAGUGGGGGCAACGACGGUUUCCACGUACACGGGAUCCAAGAUAAUUCUCCAGCCCAAAAAGCAGGCUUGGAACCUUAUUUUGAUUUCAUCCUUACCAUUGGAAAUACUAGGCUGAACAAGAAUAACGACACUUUUAAGGACCUGCUGAAAGCCAAUGCAGAGAAGCCAGUGAAGCUGGAGGUGUACAACAUGAAGGCUGCCAAGGUCCGGGAGGUGGAGGUUGUCCCGAGUAAUAUGUGGGGUGGCCAGGGUCUGCUGGGCGCCAGUGUCCGCUUCUGCAGCUUUGACGGAGCGCAUGAACACAUCUGGCAUGUGCUGGAUAUUGAACCAAACUCUCCAGCCGCCCUGGCAGGUCUUCAGCCUCACACUGACUACAUCGUUGGAGCAGAUCAAGUGAUGCAGGAGUCUGAAGAUUUUUACAGCUUGAUUGAGGCAUUCGAAGGAAAGCCCUUGAAACUACUGGUUUAUAACAGUGAGACGGAUACGACCAGAGAUGUAAUGGUUACGCCCAAUGGUGCCUGGGGAGGAGAAGGAAGCUUGGGUUGUGGCAUUGGAUACGGUUACUUGCACAGAAUCCCCAUCCAACCUGCUGUGCCGGAGAAGAAGAUAGAGAUUCCAGCACCUCCUGUGGCAAGUGCUGUGCCUGAGAGUCCAGAAAACGGAUACAAGGAGGCACCAUUAGUAGCCCCCAGCUCACCGACUGACAGAUCAACUGAGAGCCCAGGUUUGGAGCAUGGACUGGCUGACCUGACGGUGGAUACCUCUCUCUGUCCUCCUCCCAUACAUCGUGUCAUGGAUCCAGAAUUUCCACCUGGACCCAUGGAUGUUCCUGUAGCUCACGACGUGUCCAAGAUAUUGAACACGUCACUGUCCUCGUCUUCCUCGUCCUCAAACGUAGCAACUGAAAGCAACGCUGGAACUAAUGGGUUCCUCACCAACGAAGAACUUGAUCUUAAUUCUGAACAAGGUAGCGCAGUGACUCCUGAGGGUCUAACAUCUGUCAGUUCAGCGCCAAAUGCUGAUGCUUCAUCAGUACAAACAGAACCAGAUCAGGAUCUCUCAGAUACCACAGCUACUUCGCUUCCCAUCUCUGCUGAAAUGUCGCCAGACACCGACCAUACCGAGUCUCUACCAGAGGAUCAGAAGGAACACCCAUCGGAAGAGGAAGAUGCAACAUCUCACAAUCCCAAAUUGACCAGAGAUGAAGCAGGAGAGUCUUUGGGUUGAAGAGUCUACACGGACAAGGCACUGCAGCAAAUGAGACUUUCACGGUGGCUAAAUACUUUACCUGGGUUUUCUUUUAAAUGUGUCUCGCUGAUAACUAUUGCAUACAAAGCAAGCAGUUGUAUUUGGGCCUGUUUCUUUGCUUCUUGACUGAAGGAAAUGUAACGCUGACUAUUUCAUUACCUCUUUCACGGGAUGUCUGGAGUUACUUAUUCCACAGUACAAGAAGCAUGAGGAAAAUUCCACUGAUUAUUACUCCAACUGUUUACUAAAUCACAAUUCUGACAACAGGCCUCCCUUUUGCUAAAAGUGGCUAUCUUAUUUUUUUAUUACUCAGAAUUCUUUUAAAAAGAGAAACCAUGGUGAACGGAAGAUUGACUUGGGAAAGAAAUUAUUCAGAUUGAAAAAUAUUUUAAUUGUUUUGCUUUUCUGAUAUAUUUCUCCUCGGUGCAACAUUACCUUGUUGAUGCGAGAUUAGUGCAAUCAAAUUCCCGGAUGGAAAGGAAUUUUUGAGCGAUUGGAUAUGAUUAAAAUUAUCGGAAGCGUUCAGGGAACUUCAGAAAUAUAUCUGGUGACGACUUCUGAUCUUUUUGAUUAGAUUAAGUUGCUCAAUUUUAUUCUCCUUCAAGCUGAGUAGGGAAUUCAACACUAGCUUACUUAGAACAGAAUAAUGAUACUAUUUGAUGGAAACAUGGCAUAGAGUCUUACAGUAUGGAAACAGGCCCUUCAGCCCAUCUUGCCCACACCGGACAAUUUAUCCCAUCUACACUAGUCCCACUGACCCAUAUCCCUCUAAACCUAUCCUAUUCAUGUACCUGUCUAAAUGUUUCUUAAAAACGUUGCAAUAGUACCUGCCUCAACUACCUUCUCCGGCAGCUUGUUCCAUACACCCACCUGUGUAAAAAAAGUUGCCCCUUUUUGUUGAAAGUGGAAUGGGAAUACCAGCAAAAUGAUUGAGAUGGAAGUGUGCAUCCACAAAGGUGGAGUAAUUGUAAGUAUAAAAUGUAGAUCGGUAUUAGCAUUAGCAUUCACCCACAGUCUCAGGCUUUUUAAUGAAUUUUCUUUCAUAAUUAAUGUCAGAACUUCCCAAGGUUGCAGUUUUUCUCCAUUCCCAUUAGUAAACAGUGGACAAAUGAAAAACGUUAUUUUUAAAAUUGAAGUUCCGAACAAAAUAUCUUCCAAUGUUCCUCUGAACUAGUGAAGCCAAAUUAGCUCCUUGGGUAACACUCUCUGUCCCCUCCUCACAGUAAUGGAAUUAUAGGGAAGGAAUUGUACCUUUAUAACCUCUUUACAUGCUAGCUUUCUAUCAUUCAGCUUAAGGGACAUCACUGCUAUUCUGUUAACUGCUUGCCAUACCCCAGGCUACAAAGAAAUUGGCAAACAAUUUUGUUUUGUUUUGCUUUCUCCUACUAUGAAAAUAUAGUCAAUGCAAACCUUAUGAUUUUUCAGUAACAAUUUUCAUUCAUUUACUCUUUGCUUCACUGGGGCAACUGAAAGAUUGGCCAGUCUUCUCAUAGUUGUGUAUAAACUCUCUGAUCCUGGCCAGUACGAUAGUUAGGUCCUAUUCUGAUCUGCCUAAUGGCUCCCCACAAGUAUAUUCCAUCAGUAAUCACUGAAAACUUUUUUUUUUACUAUCCAAAAGGUGGCACAGUGGCGCAACAGUGGAGUUACUGCCUUACAGUGCCAGAGACCCGGGCUCAAUCCUGACAAUGAGUGCUGUAUGUACGGAGUUUGUACGUUCUCCCUGUGACCGCGUGGGUUUUCCCCACACUCUGGUUCUGGUUUCCUCCCACACUCCAAAGUAUGGGCUUGUAGGUUAAUUGGCUUUGGUAAGUUGUAAAAUUGACCCUAGUGUGUGUGGUUAGUAUACAGGGUGAUCGCUGGUUGGGACGAAAGCAGCAGGCCGAAGGGCCUGUUUCCGCGCUGUUUCUCUAAAGACUAAAGUCUGACACUUUCUUCGCUAUCUUCUGCCACAUUUAAGCCAAAGAUUAAACAGCCUACUGCUUUGAUUGAAAUCACAAACAUGAUUGUUUAAAUGUACAUAAUAUGCUUUUUACAGGGUUACUUCUGUAUUAUCUAAUUCUAAACCUGACAUAUGUAGCUGUUUUUCUGGACAAAUCAGCACUGUCCAAAAGUGUAGCAUCGAACAGAGCAUCAGCUUAUGUUUGAAUUUGGUGUCUGAUUACUACUUGUGCCAAUUAAUGAAGGGUUUGAAGAUGUUUUUAAUACUUUUCCCAAUAAUGCAGAAGGUACUGACUGAAACUGUAAUGGUGGCUAAUUCCACGUGUGGAUAGAAUUUACUGGUUAUGGCACGGGAUACGGUUAUAGCAAAUGUUCUAACCACUUAUAAUGCCAGUAAUUUUUCGGUCAACCUAUUUUGUAAGUAGUGCUUUCUUUUAAGUGGGAAUGUUUUUGUUUCCUUAAUCACUGAACAUCUUUUUUUUGUCUGAUUAAUACUUAAGUUAUGGUCUCGGUUUAAACAGGGCGUUUUUGAAUACACUAAGAGAUACAAAAAGAUCAUGUUUACAUAUUGUUGGGAAUAACUGAUCUGAUGUGCACUCAGUUUAGGCCAACGUCAUCUCACGUCAGAGUUUAGGCACAAGGAACUGCAAACGCUGGUUUAACAAAUAAGACACAGAGUGCUGGAGUAACUCAGCGGGUCAGGCAGCAUCUCUGGAGAGCAUGGAUAGGUGAUGUUUCAGGUCGGGAUCCUUCCAAAGCAUUGCCUAUCCAUGUUCUCUAGAGGUGCUGCCUCACCUGCCGAGUUACUCCAGCACUUUGCGCCUUUUCCACUACAGUUUGAUUAAUGCUCUGCAUUACAAAGAUGCAAAGAGACUUGACGUUUGUACAGUCUUUCCUGUCAAGGCUACCAUCUGCCAGUUUUAGGUUCUCCUAACCCUGCAUGGUGCCCCGUUAUCUUAUGUUUAUUUGUAUAUCCUAUCGAGAAUACCAGGGACACAGCUUAAGUUAAAUGAAACACUUGCAAAUAGAAGAAAUACAGGAAGAGUUUGACCAGCAGUUACAUUCACAAUGUGUUCACCACAGCUCCUUUUCAAGAGGUCAUUUCUUGUUUCUCUAAAAGUUUUAUGGUAUUAGCAGAUUUGACUCUUAUGCCAAUUGAUGGAUGUUUAAAAAAUAUAUAUAAUCAUGCAUAAAAUGCAUAGUUCACAAAAUGCUUGAUCUUCAGGUGAAUCUUUAAUUGUUUGAAUGAUUCUUAUAAAGUAAAUGUUAGCACAAGCUUUCAAUUAGCAGAUAAAAUGUUCUGGUUUCCUAGUCCCCAUUGAGACUCUAAAUAUUCUCCUUAUAUCAGCAUUUUGACAGUUUUGCAAUCACGUUGCCAUAAUAACUUGACACUCAUCGUUGCACCUAUCCGCAUUGGAAGGAGAUAAUAGAUGGCCAGGUGGUAAAUACUUUUCCAAUAGAUACCACCAAUGAUAUGUACACAUUCACUCCCUAUGUUAAGUGAGACCUCUUCCGUUAAAACUCCAGCAUUAAAUUUGAUUGUGGCCCUGUCUAAUUUCCACACUUUUAAGUAUUUUUAUGUGGGUGGGUAUAGCUUUUCGUAUAAUCCGAAUAUAAAUGAAAUAUUGUAGUGGCAACAAGGAGUUAUUGAAAAGGUGAAUGUUAAAGGGUAUUACAUUCUUUUGACAAAAAAAAAUAAUAUAUGGUUUUAUGUUGAAUGAUGGGUUAACAAAUGAUGUAUUUUUGAAAGCAUUAAAAUUUUUAAGGUGCGUGCA
Molecule: messenger RNA, 5088 nt
Organism: Leucoraja erinaceus (little skate)
Lineage: Eukaryota; Metazoa; Chordata; Chondrichthyes; Rajiformes; Rajidae
Gene: gorasp1b
Product: golgi reassembly stacking protein 1b
Exons: 9
Coding region: 98-1354 (418 amino acids)
Biological process (GO): Golgi organization
Cellular component (GO): Golgi apparatus
Molecular function (GO): protein binding
Source: RefSeq, a predicted model, not a curated record